Molecule: messenger RNA, 761 nt
Organism: Girardinichthys multiradiatus
Lineage: Eukaryota; Metazoa; Chordata; Actinopteri; Cyprinodontiformes; Goodeidae
Product: MYC binding protein
Exons: 6
Coding region: 233-544 (103 amino acids)
Biological process (GO): regulation of DNA-templated transcription
Cellular component (GO): nucleus
Molecular function (GO): transcription coactivator activity
Source: RefSeq, a predicted model, not a curated record
ACAAGGAAGUAAAUAUACUCAUAACAGUCAGUGUGGUUCUCGUUUAAAUUAUUUCAUAUUUUGUCAAAUAUGGAAACUCAGAAAUAAAAAAAAAACUUUGACUGAUUCCUGAACUACCUUGAGUCACAAUUGAAAGGCGGAAGUGAACGCACCACCGGCUACCGUUUGAGUCUCAGCUCGGAGCUGUCUCGUAUUCUCCACCGCCUGAAACCCAACGGCUUAAACAGCAUUCAUGGCCGGCUAUAGGGCAUCGGAAUCGAAGCGGGAACAGUUUAGAAGAUACCUGGAGAAAUCAGGAGUUCUUGACACUUUAACCAGCGUUUUAGUGGCUCUUCAUGAAGAACCAGAAAAACCUGACAAUGCACUUGACUACAUAAAAGUCCGUCUGGGGGAGGGUUGUCCUGAGCCGGCUGACGCUGAGGCUCUCCGGACAGAACUGGCUGAUUUACAGCAGAAGUUCAAUCUGCUGAUGGAGGAGAACAAAGAGCUCAGGAACAAGCUGCUGCAGUACGAGCCGUCACCUGAAGAGGGAGCUGGACCAUAGGAGGGGUUGGUGUGAAGCAACAAUAAACAGGAGGAAACAUUGUCCUUUUCUUUGUAUAGACUGUAUGUUUAUUCCAUAAUACUGAGAGUACAGCAAGGACAGACUGUUGAUUUAUGUUAAAAUAAGAACCAGCUGCUGCUCCUGAAUAAAACUAUUUUCAGUAACUUUUUUGGUUUUCAAAAAUAGAUUAAAAAAGGUUUAAGAGACCAGAACAGUG